Branchiostoma floridae (Florida lancelet) is the source of this 1024-nucleotide messenger RNA. RefSeq names its product kelch repeat and BTB domain-containing protein 8-like. Gene Ontology annotation, molecular function: protein binding. Bases 95 to 1024 code for a protein of 309 amino acids. The transcript has 5 exons. The record is from RefSeq and is a predicted model, not a curated record. Lineage: Eukaryota; Metazoa; Chordata; Leptocardii; Amphioxiformes; Branchiostomatidae.
AACCCUCCAUGUGUCCCUGGACAAAGUGCAGCCCCUGUACCAGGCAGCCGACCUCCUCCAACUGGACUAUGUGAGAGACACCUGCAGCAGCUACAUGGCCAUGAACGUGGAGCGCUCCACCUGUGUGGACCUGUACAAGUUUGCUGAUGUCUUUUCUGUGGACAAUGUCCGAAAAGCCUGUCUGCAGGGGAUUGCCAGACACUUUACUGAGUUUUCCUUAAAUGAGGAGUUCUGCAGCCUGAGUGUUAAAAAGGUGACUGAGAUCAUCAGCCACGAUGAGCUGGAUGUUAAAGAGGAGACAACAGUGUGGGAGGCUGUGGUGAGAUGGGUGCAGCACAGCAGGGAGGACAGACUGCACCACCUACCCAGCAUCCUCCCUCACAUCCGCUUCAACAUGCUGACCCCGUACAACAUGAUGACCAUCUUGGAUCACCCCCUGGUCAGGGAGGAUCCUGGGAAGUCUGCCAUCAGGAACGUGGUAAAGGAGACUUCCAAAGUUAACAUGAAGAGGAGGAUCGGGAUGGACAUGUUGGAAAUGGCUCUGAUUUUCACUGAAAGCACAAACGAGAUGCUGUGGAUGAACCCAUUGGAAGGGAAGUACAUCAGGUGCCAAUACACCAUAUCUGCAGUCGCAGGAACAGUUACUAGUGAUAAUGACAUCUACGUUCUGUCUGAAGAGUCCAGCAAGAAGCAGGCCCUGUUUAAGUACAACCAUGUCAAGAACAAUUGGGAACGCAAGUCUUCAGUACGUACGAUAGACGCCCCAGUGGACCAAUCAUCACCGUCUAACUACCUCAUGGAAAUUGAUGGACACCUUUUUUACCUCGUUGUGCUUGACACUAAGAUGGUGUUGAAGAUCUACAACCAGAACACAAACAAGUGGCACAACUGUUCCACACCUCAGCAUGAUGGCUGGUUGAACUCCAGGGAGGCAGUGUCUUGCAAUCAGCACAUCUAUCUCUUCACACAGACAGAGAUACAUUGCUACGAUCCAAGAGAGGACCACUGGUGCAGAGGGUUAUAA